Aplysia californica (California sea hare) is the source of this 743-nucleotide messenger RNA. Its product is annotated as msx2-interacting protein. The record is from RefSeq and is a predicted model, not a curated record. Lineage: Eukaryota; Metazoa; Mollusca; Gastropoda; Aplysiida; Aplysiidae. Gene Ontology annotation, molecular function: RNA binding.
AGAACAGACUAUAGACUGGUCUCGACUGGUGGAAAGUUGCUCGGUGGCGAGGGUUGUCCAGGUUCGCCCGGUCCCUUUCCGCCUCCCUCGUUGGUUCAAUCCUGCCUCGCAAAGCGGGUUUCCCGAUGUAAAGAGAGUAGCGGUUGGCCUGACGUCACGCGCAAGUCCCAAAUGUUUGAAGCGUGUUUUCGCAGCCGAGCAGGCUGCGCUAGGCUUUUCUUACACGUCCGAUUCUGAAGAGUGAAUACCACGUUAUUGGGACGAGGUGUAUUGCAUACUCAUCUUUUGUGGAAGUUACAGCCGGUAUUAUUUUUGGUCAGCAUGGAGUUUUAGCCUAUGGAAACCAUGUAGUUUGUUGGAGCGAUGGUACGGGAAACAAGAUAUUUGAUAGUGCGAAAUUUGCCUGAGAAUUGCACAGAGGAGACUGUUAUCGACCAUUUCCAGAGGUACGGCAAGAUCCAGAGCGUGAAACUCCAGCCAGCUAAAGAGAAUGACGCGGGCAGUACGGCCACGGUGGCCUUUAACGACAUCCGGUCGGCAGCCAAGGCGCACCAUGCCAAGAACAGCCUGGGGGAGGUCACCCUGAGGACGGACUACUGGGAAGGCUCCAGCGGCACCGCCGUGCUCGCCAACCCGCCCGGUACGCCGUCCGGCGCCGCCAACAGCGGGCGCGCUACCAGCUACACCAGCGCCACAGCCGCCUCCUCUCGCCCAGUGUCCACGUUCUCCAGUUGGAAUAAAGG